Pygocentrus nattereri (red-bellied piranha) is the source of this 2201-nucleotide messenger RNA. RefSeq names its product cell surface glycoprotein CD200 receptor 1-A-like. The record is from RefSeq and is a predicted model, not a curated record. Gene Ontology annotation, molecular function: signaling receptor activity. Lineage: Eukaryota; Metazoa; Chordata; Actinopteri; Characiformes; Serrasalmidae. Bases 363 to 1361 code for a protein of 332 amino acids. Gene Ontology annotation, biological process: regulation of neuroinflammatory response. The transcript has 7 exons.
GAGGGGUGUAUCACACGACACGUCACAGUACUGAAGGUGACAAAAACCCAAAGAACAAACAAGCCAGACUCAGAAGGACAGAAACCGAGAGACGCAGCCACGCCGUGAAGUUUAAAAGAGCUUUGGCUUCUGUGUUUAAGCCUUGCUGAGAUUGUCUGAGGCUCUAGAACAGGAGACAAGAACCGGAGAGUAGGAACUACGUGACAUUGGCUUCUCUGACAGCACCAUCACAGCGAGCGCUUUAGAAACGUGUCGGGUUCAGAGGAGGAAAACGGGCCAUACAUGAGGCACUGACAUUGAGAAGUUCAGUACAGACCAAAAAAAGGACUAAAAGGUGAAGAAAAGCGAGAGACAUCAACGCCAUGGAGAAUAAGUGGAUGCUGAGAUCCGUGUUUGUUCUGUUUGUCUGUCUCACAAGAAAUCUCACAUCAGGACAUGGUGACAGAACUCCUCUGGAUUCUAACAAAACCCCACACAGCACUGAUCCUACACAAGAAAAGCUUGAAGGUUCCAGGAAUGAGAGCUUUGAAGUGGACAGCAGGGUCACUUUACUCUGCACCAGCAGAAAGAUAAUAUGGAGUGAGAUGAUUUAUGUCAUCUGGAAAAUCAGCUUAAAAGAGAAGAACUGCAGUAUUGCUGUGGCUGUAAAUGACACAGAUUUCGACACCUGUGAAGAUGGGAAGAUUAUCAUUAGUGCAGGUGGAGACUACAGCCUGAUCAUCCCUCAUUUUUCCAUUAAAGAUGAAGGAAAUUACACCUGUGAUGUGUCCUACCGUGCGGGGGGCUACGUGGAAACAAUUCAUGUGUCUGCAUGGGCUGGACCAAAGAUGACUGACUGGCUGGAAACUAAAGGUGGCCACACUUUUGCUGUCUGUGAAGUUCAGAGUUUUCCAGCAGCUUCCAUCCACUGGGAAACUCCAUGGAACUCCUCUUUACCUGAGACACACUCAUCCAGAGAUGCUAGAGGAGUUUUCACAGUGACGAGCCGAUUACAGCUGCCUCAACAUUCCUCUCACAAAAACUUGACCUGUGUAGCAACUGACAGCCACUCCAAGUGGUCAGAGGCUCGAUUAAACAAAUUUAAAUUCAAAGGUAAUUCUGUUAAAUGGCAUUUCAUUCUCCUGGGCGUUUGUGCCACCUGCUCCAUCGUGACUCUCCUGACUGGUCUCUACAUCAUGCGGGAAAAAGUCGGACAGUUAAGUGUGUUUAAAAAGAUUUGCUGCUCAUCCCAAAUCUCCCAACCACCAAAAGAGGAAAAAACUCCACAGCCUCGUGACACUGAAGAAGUGGAGCCCUACGCCAGUUACGUGCAAAGAAUUAACUCCAUCUACAACUCCUCUGCUGAUCUCUGCAACGCCUGAACCAGAAGUACACACAUGCAUGGACAUGCAAACCCAGACAGUUUGAUGAGAUUGCAGAUUAUGGCAGAUAUGAACACAGUGCAGAGUGGAGUGAGGUUUGCACAUGACAAAUGCAACACUCAUCACUGCACACCUACUCUGUGGACAAAAGUGUGUGCUAAUACAGCAGGAAACAAAGGCUAAUGAAACCCCUUCAAAAAACCAGCCUUCAACAAACAGGCGCUGAUGAGAGAAACACAAACCAGAGUGAGUCAAAGCAAGAGAAAGAGUGGAAAGUGAGGGAUUCGCCCUGUCUUCAUGAUAUCAAGACUCUGCAAGAACUUGGCAGAGGUGAGCAGUGCCUCUGUUGCUUCAGCUACGUCCAAACUAAUCCACCAAGCUUAACAGGACACAGAAACUUGCUGAGGGGCCUUCAAAACUCUUUUAAUGUGGCCUUGAUUUCCAGCUGACUUUUUCUCAUGUACUGAUAAGAGUUGGAGUGGAGUGAGGAAUGUUUCAGCGAAUCAAAUGAUCACAGAGACUUGACAAUAAGGGAUUUACUUACUCUUUUGUCCAUGAGACAUGUGCCAGUCUCACAAACCCUCACUUCCAUUUCAGUUUUGGAGCUCUUUGCUGUACAUAGUAUAUUCAAGAAUCCCACAGUGGACCUUGGCACAAUAUAUAUUCUGCAUAUAUUUGGAACAAUAUAUUCUAAUGUACUCCAGAACUGCUGUCAGAGAGCAUCUUUCAUGUAUAUUUUCAUUUCCAGUCCAAAUGGUCAUUAAGUUGAAGUUAUUCUGGGCAUCAGCAGACAGAAACAGAAAAUGUCACAGAAGCUUCAAUAAUAAAAACGUAAUAUUA